Molecule: messenger RNA, 1059 nt
Organism: Sphenostylis stenocarpa
Lineage: Eukaryota; Viridiplantae; Streptophyta; Magnoliopsida; Fabales; Fabaceae
Source: the annotation of a GenBank genome assembly
AUGGAAAACGUUUCAGUUCUGUGUAAGGAAGAGGUUCAGAUGGAUUUGCCUCCAGGGUUUAGGUUUCAUCCAACUGAUGAAGAGCUUAUUAGUCAUUAUCUUUACAGAAAGGUAACUGAGACUAACUUCUCAGCGAGGGCCAUUGGAGAGGUGGACUUAAACAGGUCUGAGCCUUGGGAUUUGCCAUGGAAGGCCAAAAUGGGAGAGAAAGAAUGGUACUUUUUCUGUGUGAGAGACAGGAAAUACCCAACUGGUUUGAGGACCAACAGGGCCACCGAAGCGGGAUACUGGAAGGCCACAGGGAAAGACAAAGAGAUUUUCAGAGGUAAAUCUCUUGUGGGGAUGAAGAAAACUUUGGUUUUCUACAAAGGAAGGGCACCCAAGGGAGAGAAAACUGAUUGGGUCAUGCAUGAAUAUAGACUUGAGGGUAAAUUCUCUGUCCACAACCUCCCCAAAACUGCAAAGAACGAGUGGGUGAUUUGCAGGGUGUUUCAGAAGAGUUCAGGUGUGAAGAAGAUUCAUAUUCCUGGGAUAAUGAUGUUGGACUCUUAUGGAAACGAAUUGGGUUCUUCUGCUUUGCCACCCCUCACUGAUUCCUCACCUUCCAUUGGCAACACCAAAGCACUAAGUGUGACUGAACCGGCUUACGUGCCCUGCUUCUCCAAUCCAAUUGAUGUCCCAAGAGGGAUCUUUGAUUCCUUGAGCAACAUCAACAUCAACAACAACAACCUUUGUGGGGUUUCUUCAAACCAUUCAUUUUACUCCACUCAAGGGGUUCAACUUCAGGCUCCACCAACUCUGCAAUCACCCGACUCUUCAAACCAUUACCUUAAAUCCUUCCUUCACAACCAUGGAAACGGAUCACACUUGAGGAAUGGUUUUGAACCUGAGAGGGAAAUGGUUAGUGUCUCACAGGAUACAGGUGUUUCUACUGAUGUGAAUGCUGAAAUCUCUUCAGUUGUGUCAAAUCUUGACAUGGGUAAAAGGCAUUUUGAGAAUCAUAACAACCCAAUUGGUUCAGCUGCACCAGUGGACCUUGCUACCCUGUGGAACUACUGA